AUGCCUCCUAGACAGGACCCAACUAACGCUCAGCUCGCUCAGGCCAUGGCUCAAUUGGCCCAAGUGGUGACUCAGCAGGCCAAUGCUAGUGUUACGAUGGCCGCUGCCCAAGCACAGAGAGAGGCUGAAGAACAUGCCAGAAGGGCGCAGAGGUUGGAACGGGAGCUGAACCAGGAUCAGGUCAGGAUGAGAACUGAUUUCAAUCGGCAGAACCCGCCAAAGUUUGAAGGGGAAGUUGAACCCGAGAAAGCGGAUCUUUGGAUCCAAGAGCUGGAAAAGAUUUUUGAAGCUUUGCACACAACUGAUGGAGAGAAGGUGAAUCUCGCUACCUUCAUGCUGAAAGGGGAUGCAGAGUACUGGUGGAGGAGCACCAGGCUGUUGAUGACGACUAACCAGGUGGCUAUUACCUGGGAUUCAUUCAAAACAGCUUUUAUGAACAAGUACUUUCCAGAGACUGCAAGAGAUGAUAUGGAGAACCGUUUCCUCAGACUGAAACAAGGAAGCAUGACUGUUGGGGAAUAUGCAGCCAAGCUGGAGAGUCUGUCGAAGUACUUUCGCUUCUUCCGAGAACAAGUUGAUGAAGGGUAUCUCUGCAACCGUUUCAUGAUUGGUUUGAGGGAUGAAAUUGAGGAGUCCGUCAGACCUUUGGGAGUCAGAGUCUUUCAACAACUGGUUGAGAAGUCUCGCGAGGUUGAGGUCAUGAAGAAUCGUCGAGGGAACCGACAGGAAAGUGGAGGGCCAAUCAGGUCUGGUCAGAAACAAGCUGGGAAGACUGAAAAGGGUAGGGCUGGUCAGAAGAAGCCUUAUCAGAAUGCAACUGGUAGGACAUCAUCUACCAAAGUCGGAGCAAAUACUCCGAGAGAAGAUGUUACUUGUUUCAAGUGUAAUGAGAAAGGGCACUAUGCCAAUGAAUGUGGGAAAGAGAUUACUUGCUGGAAGUGCCAGAAGACGGGGCACAUCUCGACAAAUUGUCCUGAUGCGCCAAAAGCUGAACCUGUGUUGAAUACGGCAAGGGGGAGACGUCCAGUUGCUAAGGGACGUGUCUUUGCUGUUACUGGCAAGCAAGCUGAGGGUGUUGAAGAUCUUAUUCAGGGCGUUACGGAUUAUUUGAAUUCGUACCAUUUGAAGAAGGGUUCACCGGCGUUCGUGAACUCUAUCGUGGCGGAAGCAAGAAACGAUAGUGAUGUACGGAACAUCUCGAUAGUGCAAGACUAUGUGGAUGUUUUUCCGGAGGAUGUGCCCGGAUUGCCACCAGUAAGGGAGACGGAGUUCUCCAUUGACAUCAUGCCCGGCACGGGACCGAUAUCGAUGGCGCCGUAUCGGAUGGCACCAGCGGAAUUGAUGGAAUUGGCAAAACAGUUGGAUGAUCUCUCUUCAAAGGGAUUUAUUCGACCGAGUGUGUCUCCUUGGGGAGCGCCAGUGUUGUUGGUAAAGAAGAAGGACGGGAGGUCCAGGUUGUGUGUAGAUUACCGACAACUAAACAAGGUGACAGUGAAGAAUCGUUAUCCGAUGCCUCGGAUAGACGACUUGAUGGACCAACUUCGGGGAGCAGUUGUUUUCUCGAAGAUUGAUCUGAAAUCAGGGUAUCACCAGAUUCGGGUGAAGGAGGCUGACAUUCAGAAGACGGCAUUCAGAACUCGAUAUGGACAUUAUGAAUAUCUCGUGAUGCCAUUUGGAGUUACUAAUGCACCCGCAGUUUUUAUGGACUACAUGAACCGUGUGUUCAGGCCAUUCUUGGACAAGUUCGUGGUGGUGUUCAUAGACGAUAUUCUAAUUUACUCGAAGAGUAAGGAGGAACAUGAGGAGCAUUUACGUCAAGUGCUAGAGGUGUUGCGGAAGAAGGAACUCUAUGCUAAUGGAGGAAAGUGUGAGUUCUGGAUGGAGGAAGUGAAGUUCCUUGGUCAUGUCAUAUCUAGAAAAGGUGUGGCAGUGGACCCCAGCAAAAUUGAAUCAGUUUUGGCAUGGGAACAACCGAAGACAGCAAGUGAUAUCAGAAGUUUUGUUGGGCUUGCUGGCUACUAUCGGCGUUUCGUGAAGGAUUACGCCAAGUUGACUGCACCGUUGACUCAUUUGACAAAGAAGGAUCAACCGUUUGCGUGGACGGAGAAGUGUGAGGCUAGCUUCCAAGAAAUGAAGAAGCGGUUGACCACCGCACCUCAUUGUGUCGGACAGAGACCCGAGGUUUACCUCGCGUUUCUGGGAAGCUUUGCAGCGGGCUUUGGGAACCAGGUUGAAAUUGAGUUCCGCUUAUCAUCCACAGACGGAUGGGCAAACCGAGAGGACCAUCCAAUCCUUGGAGGAUUUGCUAAGAUCUUGUGUGCUGGAUCACAAAGGCAGCUGGGAUGA
Molecule: messenger RNA, 2346 nt
Organism: Lotus japonicus
Lineage: Eukaryota; Viridiplantae; Streptophyta; Magnoliopsida; Fabales; Fabaceae
Exons: 3
Coding region: 1-2346 (781 amino acids)
Molecular function (GO): zinc ion binding; nucleic acid binding
Source: RefSeq, a predicted model, not a curated record